Molecule: messenger RNA, 1365 nt
Organism: Neltuma alba
Lineage: Eukaryota; Viridiplantae; Streptophyta; Magnoliopsida; Fabales; Fabaceae
Product: scarecrow-like protein 32
Exons: 1
Coding region: 1-1365 (454 amino acids)
Source: RefSeq, a predicted model, not a curated record
AUGACGCAGUUCACACCAACACUGCCACCUUUGCACCAAAUAACACCCCUUUCCAACUCCAUCAGUAAUAACAACAACAUUCAAGUUCCUAGGACGACCAAUUUGUGGCCAAAAUUCCAACAAUCGAAGGCACUAGGAAGAUUGGGCGAUGCUAAUUGCAUGGAACAGUUGCUUAUUCACUGUGCCGACGCCAUCGAGGCCAAUGACGUCACUCUUGCCCAACAAAUCCUCUGGGUUCUCAAUAACAUCGCACCUCCCGACGGCGACUCCAACCAGCGUCUCGCCGCCACAUUCCUGCGUGCCCUCGCCGCACGCGCCGCCAAAUCUGGAAGCUCCAAAAUGUUAGCCGCCGUCGCUAGCGCUCACAGCAACACCAGUCUCGCCAUCCGAACCCACCGCUUCUCCCUCAUCGAGCUCGCCAACUUCGUCGACGUCACCCCCUGGCAUCGCUUCGGCUUCACAGCAGCUAAUUCGGCCAUUCUAGAAGCCACGGAAGGUUUCUCCACCAUCCACAUCGUUGACCUGAGCUCAACACACUGCAUGCAGAUUCCCACCUUAAUCGACGCCAUCGCUUCCCGCCAUGACGUCCCUCCUCUGAUAAAGCUCACAGUAGUGGGUGCUUCAAGAAACAUCCCGCCUAUGCUUGACAUUUCCUACGACGAACUGGGUUCAAAGCUGGUCAAUUUCGCAAAGUCUAAAAACGUCAUGAUGGAUUUUAGAGUGGUUUCAUCGACUCACGCAGACGGGUUCGCUGCUUUGAUCCAAUACCUUGGGUUGCACCACCUUCAGGUGACGGAAGCUUUGGUGAUAAACUGUCACAUGAUGCUCCACUGGAUUCCUGACGAAACCCUAUCCGCUGCCUCUUCUUCAUCCCUGAGAUCACUGUUCCUGAAGGCACUGCGGAGUUUGAACCCAACGCUUGUCGUUUUGGUGGAGGAGGACGCAGAUUUGACAUCGAGCGAUUUGGUGUGCAGGCUGAGGGCUGCGUUUAACUACAUGUGGAUACCGUACGACAUGGUGGACGCGUUUGUUCAACAAGGGAGCAAGCAAAGGCAGUGGUACGAAGCGGACAUAUGUUGGAAGAUAGAGAAUGUGAUAGCGCAAGAAGGGGCUGAGAGGGUAGAGAGGCUUGAGAGCAAGGGCAGGUGGGAGCAGCGAAUGAGAGAUGCUGGGUUUCAGGGGGUUAGCUUCAGCGACGACACCGUUUCGGAGGUGAAGGCCAUGCUGGACGAACAUGCAGCGGCGUGGGGGUUCAAGAAGCAAGACCAACAUCUUCUGCUGACGUGGAAAGGACAUAAUGUCGUAUUUGCCUCUGCUUGGUUUCCUGCUCGAACCUUGUUCUCCCUCUCUACUUUAACCCAUUAA